Molecule: messenger RNA, 2223 nt
Organism: Urocitellus parryii (Arctic ground squirrel)
Lineage: Eukaryota; Metazoa; Chordata; Mammalia; Rodentia; Sciuridae
Gene: Stx4
Product: syntaxin 4
Biological process (GO): vesicle fusion; exocytosis; intracellular protein transport
Cellular component (GO): endomembrane system; plasma membrane; SNARE complex
Molecular function (GO): SNARE binding; SNAP receptor activity
Source: RefSeq, a predicted model, not a curated record
CAGACACAUGAGUAUGAGUGAACCCAUCUUGGAUCAGCCCACCCCAGAUGACUGUAACCACUUGCGUAGUCCAAGGCAAGACCAGCAGAAAAAUCACCCAGCUGCUUUCAGAAUCUGUAAAAACAAAAAGUGAUUGCUUUAGUCCACCUGAGAUGUCCUGAAAUGGUCUCACUGAUCGGAAAUUGGUGAGUGCAGCGGGACUGCAGUGUUCCUGCAGGGCGCCGGCCGCCCACCUGUCAGAGGCUGAGCCAGGAGUAUGCGGAAGAAAUUUCUGCCUUGGGUCCCAAGAUGCUGACAGUCCCAAUUCUAAGUCUUAAGUCUGCCAACGCUCCUGGUCCCCAAAAGAAUACAAGUGAAUUCAGGCCAAUGUCCCACCACCCACUGCCUCAAAAGGUCUCUGGGAUAGUCAGUGCCCUCCGCCCCACCUCUCGGGGGCUGUAGGGGAAUAGCUCAGAGCCCGGGUGCCGUGGACGUCGUGAGACUGGUCUCGGAGGCAGCGUUGACAGAGCCGGACACGUGACAGUCAGAGUCACGUUCUGCGGUUUGCGAGGCUGGGACCAAGCUGCUCACGUGACGCGAGGGGCGCCAUGGGGUGAUGUGAGAUGCGGGUCUUUUUCGAUUACAUAGAAAUGACGCAUUCCCACCCCUUUUGGCAACAGAUUUCCGUUGGAAGAAGCGACGGUUCCGGUAAAGGGGGAGGGCUCUAGCAUUGAAGCAGUUUUGCUUCCGUUCGGGGCUCUAUAGCUUCCGACCUCGCCUUUCCCUCGGGCGAGGAAGAGACGCGACCUGCUGCGCAUGCCCCAACUAUCCCAGAGGGGCGGGGCUGAGGCUACGGGAGCGGGAGGGGGGGAAGAAAAGGGAAUUCCAACCUGUGGAACUUGGGGGGUCCUGAAGUCGGCUCCUUCCCAUUGACUGUGGACAGUGCGAGGGUCAGGGUCUUUGGCGGCUCAUGAGGGUGUUGGGGUCCGCAGGGUGAGGGAGGGGGCUGUCAAUGCGAGUGGGGUGCGGGACUUCCAAACUUAGAAUCUUGAGGCCCUCUGGGCUCAGACGCCGGGGAGAGAGCUCCCGCCGCCAUGCGGGACAGGACCCGCGAGCUGAGGCAGGGGGAUAACAGUUCGGACGAUGAGGACAAGGAGCGAGUUGCGCUGGUGGUGCACCCGGGCACAGCUCGGCUGGGGAGCCCAGACGAUGAGUUCUUCCAGAAGGUCCAGACAAUUCGGCAGACUAUGGUCAAGCUGGAGAAUAAAAUCCGGGAGUUGGAGAAGCAGCAGGUCACCAUCCUGGCCACGCCCCUUCCCGAGGAGAGCAUGAAGCAGGACCUGCAGAACCUGCGUGAUGAGAUCAAACAGCUGGGAAGGGAGAUCCGCACUCAGCUGAAGGCCAUAGAGCCUCAGAAGGAGGAAGCUGAUGAGAAUUCUAACUCCGUCAACACGAGAAUGAGAAAAACCCAGCAUGGGGUCCUGUCCCAGCAAUUUGUGGAGCUCAUCAACAAGUGCAACUUGAUGCAGUCUGAAUACCGGGAAAAGAACGUGGAGCGCAUACGGAGGCAGCUGAAAAUCACCAAUGCUGGAAUGGUUUCUGAUGAGGAGCUGGAGCAGAUGCUGGACAGUGGGCAGAGUGAGGUGUUUGUAUCCAAUAUACUGAAGGACACACAGGUGACUCGACAGGCCCUAAAUGAGAUUUCAGCUCGGCAUAGUGAGAUCCAGCAGCUUGAACGCAGUAUCCGUGAGCUUCAUGAGAUCUUCACUUUUUUAGCAACUGAGGUGGAGAUGCAGGGGGAGAUGAUCAACCGGAUAGAAAAGAACAUCCUGAGCUCAGCAGACUAUGUGGAACGUGGGCAGGAACAUGUCAAGAAAGCUCUGGAGAACCAGAAGAAGGCGAGGAAGAAAAAAGUCAUGAUUGCCAUCUGUGUGUCCAUCACUGUUCUCAUCCUAGCUGUCAUCAUUGGCAUCACCACAGCAGUUGGAUAAUGUUGCUCAUUCUCGGUAUGGGGAGUACCAGGGACUGGGGCCUGGCCUUCUCUCCCAUCAGCUGUGGGGGCAGGGCAGAGUCUCCAGCUGGACCCCUGUCUGGACACUGGCCCCUGCGCAAAGGGGCAGAUGGUUCUUUCAGGAUUGACAGCUGCUUAUUCGGGGGGCCUCCCCCUUCAGGCCAUGAUGCCUGGGGAAGGGCCUGUAGUGUCCUGUUUGACUGGGACACAUGGUUUUGUAAAAAAAUUAAAAA